Molecule: messenger RNA, 3279 nt
Organism: Cloeon dipterum
Lineage: Eukaryota; Metazoa; Arthropoda; Insecta; Ephemeroptera; Baetidae
Exons: 11
Coding region: 241-621 (126 amino acids)
Source: RefSeq, a predicted model, not a curated record
UAUACAACAAUUGUUGUAUACCUACAACAACGGUAUGUCCUAUACCUACAACAAUAGCAAUCUGGCAACAUCGCAGAAUGGGCGGCAACGACAAGCACUGAAAAGCCCGUGGACGACACCGACUGCCGGCGCCGGCUCACGGUCGUCGCCGCCAUCUUGCCAAGCGGAGAGCGGAGCGCGGACCGGAGCGGAACUGUGAAAAUUCCGGAAAACGAAGCCACGAGCACCAGAAAACAGGAAAUGCUAGUGGAAGAUUCGCCGUAUUGUUCACAGGGACAAACGACCUGGGGACGACCCUGCGCGUCCAAGUCUGGACGGUGCCGAUUCCCGCGUGGCAUGGACACGACCCGAGGAAGGAAGGAUUUGGCCUUGUUGAGGUUGAGCAGCAGGCCCAGCAAAUGUCGUCCGCAGUGGCGUUCAAAUGCAAAACAGGACACCUGGACGGUGCAGAUUUUUGUGCGGUCGAGGAAGGAAGGGUUAGGCCUUGUUGAGGUUGAGCAGCAGGCCCAGCAAAUGUCGUCCGCAGUGGCGACGAAAUGCAAAACAGGACACCUGGAUGGUGCCGAUUUUUGUUCGGUCGAGGAAGGAAGAUUUUUGUGCGGUCGAGGAAGGAAGGGUUAGGCCUUGUUGAGGUUGAGCAGCAGGCCCAGCAAAUGUCGUCCGCAGUGGCGUUCAAAUGCAAAACAUGACACCUGGACGGUGCAGAUUUUUGUGCGGUCGAGGAAGGAAGGGUUAGGCCUUGUUGAGGUGAGUAUUUUAGCAGUGAAAUUAGCACUGUGGGCUAAUAAUAAACCUGCCUUGUCUAGGUUGAGCAGCAGGCCCAGCAAAUGUCGUCCGCAGUGGCGUUCAAAUGCAAAACAUGACACCUGGACGGUGCAGAUUUUUGUGCGGUCGAGGAAGGAAGGGUUAGGCCUUGUUGAGGUUGAGCAGCAGGCCAGGUGAAUGCCGUCCGCAGUGGCGAUUAAGAUUCAGUGCAAGUAACCAUGGAUAUGGAGGGAGCUGUCAUAAUCUCCUUGGACUUGAUUGGAUAUCCAUGCUGGAUUCUUGCUCUGCGCGUGCUUCUUCAGCUUGUCCCGGUGCUCGUUACUUGUCCCUUUUGGUCGACCACGGACCUUUGGUUUUAGUGGAAAACCAAUCUUCUGCUGAGAAGUGAUGUUUCUCAAAAACUCUGAUGCUGGAAGAAAUUCUUCUUCAUGAGCCACUGCAAUUUCCACCGAGCCAUCUUUAUCCUCCUCGAAAUCCUUGCCUGCCUCUUGCCCAGCAGAUUCAACUUCUGACACUUCAACCAGCGCCAAUCCGUCUUCCGCAGAGCCAAUUUCCCGACCCUGUGACUCCUCAGCUUGCACAGAAUAGUUUGCCUGUGCCUCAACAUUAUUUCCAUCAUCUUCGCAAGAGACAGAGCAGACUUCUUCAACGUCAAAAACUCCUACGUCUUCCACUGGACGCAACACAUUCGCAUUUCUGCCAGCUAUAAAUGUGAAUUAAUAAGGAGGCAGCUGCUGCUCACAAGUUUGGUAUUGAAUGGUCCAGCGCAUUGGGAUUUCCACAGCAUCGAUCAUGGGAAGCCCAAUUUCCUUCCUCAGAGCCAUGAUGUGGUAGCAAGGUUGAAUCAAACAGGAGCAGCUCUGGAAAUUUUGCGUAAUUCUUCUUCAUCUCUGAGGUUGCGAUGAAAAGACAUGAGAAGUUGCCCUCCGGACCAGUGAUGAUUGUGUAUGAUCCUAAUUACAAACAUAAUAUGCAAUGGCAAUCUAUUGGCAUGAUAUGGUUCAGGACUUGGGGUCUAAAGGAUUGAGAAAGCCUGGUGUCAGAUAAGUGAAACAUAACAAGUUGAUAAAUGUGUACUUUGUGAGCUCCUAUUUUUUCAGAUUCCGGAUGGUGGAUCUCCAUUGGCAAAAAAAUAUGCUGGUAUGCGAAUGUCAUAAAUAAUAUUCAAACCCUCUGAAACGAGAACUAAAGGUGCAUGGAGACAAGAUAAUACCUAAUGAAAUCAAAAUGUGCUGUCAUCGAGAGUUCACUACUUGAGAGACUCGAUUUUAAUCAUAUAACCAUCUUUAGAAUAUUUACAUGUGAAAGUAUACCAUUUUAUAAUCAAUAGAAAAUUUUGUAGCCAGAUUUUUAUGUGUUAUAUUGAUAUAUUACUUCUCAUUGUCCAGAUCCUUGGGUAGGACUGCUUUCCCCGUCUCCUUCAUGAUAACCUCUCUUAUCUUGGUUGGAUUCACUCCAAGGUCGUCAAGCUGCUGCAGACGCUCCUUCUCUGUGUUGUUCAAUCUACGCUGCUUAGGGUAUUGUGCAAAAUCAGCCGGACAUGGUUUGUGCACCUUUUCAUGUACGUCUGUGGUCACGUGACAGUCGUAGAUGUAUAGCAUUUCAUUACGAGUGCCCACCUUGAAAUAGGCACCACAGCCAAGUUUGUAGGAUCUGAAAAAUUAUUGUUCCUUAUAACAAUGUAGCUAAUGAUAUGCAAUAUUGAAAGAAAAAAUUUGGAUAAUAUGUAUUGCAUACAAAAAUCAGAAUAAUAUGUGCUUAGCAUUAAGGAUAUGUGAAGUUUUUGUAUUAAUGUAUUACAAAUAAUCACAAUUUUCAAAUUAAGGGCACAGUGUAGUGCAAAUUAUUCUCAUGUUUCCAAUUGCUCAAAAUCCCUCAUAACUGAAUGCACAUGUUGGAAAAUAUGUAAUGUAUAUUUACUUCUGAUUGGGGCGCUGCCCUGUCGAACGACCAUCAACGGGAUCUCCAUAAUGGAUACAUGCAUAUUUGGCAGAUCUAAUGACCAAUUUGUUCUUCUUUGUCUCCAAUUUGGCCCUGGCCGCUGCAUCAACCACCUUGUCAGAGAUUUUUAUGUAGUUGCUGCUUAGGCAUGUAUACACAAUGAAGGUUUCUUGUUCCAAUGCCUUAAUUGCCUCUGAAAGAUCACUAAAACUUUUGAAGGUCUUGCCAUUUGUGAUUGACAGUGUUUGUGCCAUUUUACAAAACCGCUUGAAUCACAGAUCACAUACAGACUAAAGAGCAGGAGCACAAGCAAAGAGUACCCAGAGCUGCAGAUCUAAUUGAAUUUGAGCAGUGUUGAAACAUGUUCUGUUUGCCUGCUGUUCCCCCUCUUACACUCUCAAAGUUCCAUUCCCUGAUUGCAAGUGAAGAUGCAAUAAUAAUACUGUGCUGUCACCUCUUUUUGUUUGGAGAAUGAUGUUUAUGUAUUUGUAGCCAAUCUAGCUGCCGCAGAUUCACAAAAAAGUUAUUGUAAAAAAUUGUAUUAAUAAAACACUGAUUGUGUUUUCCCAUCGA